This is a messenger RNA of Agrilus planipennis (emerald ash borer), 3330 nucleotides long. RefSeq lists its product as uncharacterized. The record is from RefSeq and is a predicted model, not a curated record. The transcript is spliced from 9 exons. The coding region runs from base 368 to 2500 and encodes 710 amino acids. NCBI's taxonomy places the organism in Eukaryota, Metazoa, Arthropoda, Insecta, Coleoptera, Buprestidae.
GAGCAUUUCUGUCGUGGUAGUGACCGUGAACAGACCGAAGGCCAAGGACGCGACCGCCCGCCACCGGCUUCAUAGAUACUUAGAUAAUAACAAUUAGUCUGAUAGCGCAGAUUAUUAUACCUGCAUAUCGAAUUCUGUAACCGUACCUUUCUCGCUCCGAGUUCAAGUUUGUCGGUAGUUCGCGACGAGCAAGAACUUUGAAGAAGCACCUAGCGCUCAGUGCAUUCGUCCUCGACACCGAGAAGAGCAGGCCCACUGGAUCGAUCGCCCGUCCGUGCGUCGUCGUACGACCAAGGAAGGACCUUCAGCAGCUCUUCAAGAACCAGUCAUUGUCAACACCAACAAACACAGCCGACAUUUUUAAAUAAUGUUGACCACAAGCAUACCUUCGUUGCUACUGUUCGGUGCUGCGGUAGUCCUGGGCCAGAUGGCGUCCCCAUCGGGUUUAGGUGACAGUGCAGAAGCCCUGGCUAAGCAACCCUCGGCGCCACCUCCGGGUGUCCCUUCCCAAAUGGAAGAUUGCGAUCCAGACCGAGUAGGUUUCGAACUUAUAACCGGCUUCGUUCUCUCAGCACCAAACAACGUCCUUGAAUCUAUCCCUGGAACACUGAUGCUCUCCGACUGUCUGGAAUCCUGUCAAGCUAACGAAUCCUGUUACGCUGUCAACUACGAAACGGGACUCUGCGUUCUCUUCAGCACCAACGCAGACAUGGCCACAGGUGCCUUGACUAAAUCACAGUUUCCGGUUUACACAAUCUAUGCCCAGAAAAACUGUUUAGCGGUGAAGCCAUGCGAGAGGUCGUGGUGCGUCGACAGAGUUCAAAAUUAUCGCCUCGCUAGUCAUGUCAAAGGUCAUCAGGUCGUCAAUUCUAGACAGGAAUGUAUGGAACUAUGUCUGGGCGAGACCGAAUUCUCUUGCAGAUCGGCCAACUACAAUAAUGCCACCGGCGACUGUGAACUUUCUGACAUGGACCGUAUAACGUUGGCUGGAACGAACGCAUUCCAACCUACGAAGGAGUUCGACUAUAUGGAAAACAACUGCAUUGAAGAACCAACUAAACUUUGUGAAUUCAAAAAGCUUACAGGAAGAAUAUUGAAGACAGUCGAUUCUGUAUUCCAAGACGUCGGAUCCUUGGAAGAAUGCAGGGAGUUAUGUCUCAAUUCACCCUACAGAUGUCACUCAUACGAUUACGGAGACACUGGUGAGAUGGUUUGUCGUCUCAGUCAUCAUUCCAGAGCCACACUUGUCGACAUUCAGGAACCUUUCCUGGACGUUCCGGAGGCAGCCACCUACGAGCUCUCGUCUUGUUACAACGUAAGCAUCGAUUGUCGGUCGGGGGACAUGGUUGCCCGUAUUCAAACCAGUAAAGUAUUCGAUGGAAAAAUCUAUGCCAAAGGCAGUCCCAACUCAUGCGUCCAGGAUGUAAACAACAGUCUGGAAUUCGAAUUGCACAUGGGCUACGACGACCUCGAGUGCAACGUAAGAAAAAACGGACUCGGAAGAUACGUUAACGACGUUGUCAUUCAGCAUCACGACAAGAUUGUAACGAGUUCCGACCUGGGCCUGGCAGUCACUUGCCAAUACGAUUUGACCAACAAGAGUGUCACCAACGAGGUCGACCUGGGUAUACACGGCGAUAUCGAGCCAUCCAUGUCAGAGGAAGUUACUGUCGAUUCACCAAAUGUAGCCAUGCGGAUUACAGACAGAAAUGGUGACGAUAUUAUGUCGAGUGCCGAAGUAGGAGACCCUCUCGCCCUUAAAUUCGAGAUCAUCGACAAGAACAGUCCGUACGAAAUCUUCGUGAGAGAACUGGUAGCCAUGGAUGGCGUUGACUCUAGCGAAAUCGUCCUCAUCGAUUCCCGGGGUUGUCCAACCGAUCACUUCAUCAUGGGACCAAUCUACAAGUCAGCUCAGACAGGAAAGGUUUUACUUUCCCACUUCGACGCAUUCAAAUUCCCUUCGUCAGACAUUGUUCAGUUCCGUGCUCUUGUCACUCCAUGCAUGCCAACUUGCGAGCCCAUCCAGUGUGACCAAGAAGAAUCGACUGGCGAACUGCGAUCUGUCGUGUCGUUCGGAAAGCGUAGAAGAAGACGUUCCAUCUCAAACGAAAGCACCUCAUCGGCCCGGGAAGACCUUCUUUUGGUACAGUCGAUCCAGAUAACCGACAAGUUCGGUUUCGAGAACGAAACAAACCCAAGCCCAUCGAAUUCCGCAGGAACAAGCAACGGUGGAGAAACAGCGUUCAUGCCCAGUGGCUCCGAUGCCGGAAUUUGCGUCAACAUGGCCGGAAUAAUGAUUUUAGGGAUAGUGUUUGUCAUUGCACAGGUCGCAAUCUUUACCAUUUGGUCAUUGUUAUGGCAAAAGAAACGUAUCGAUCACAAACUCGCUGCUGACAACAUGAGCUUCAACGUCAGCAUUCCAUCCGGAUUGAAUUCGAAACACUCGGAUAGUCUCAGCAAGCUCUACACUUCCGGUUACGCCCACAGUCGUCGUUUUUGAAAAAUCGCAUAGCCCACUUUAGUCAUUGCAAUAAAAUAUUUCUUUAAAAAAUCGGUUUUCCGAUUUUAUAAUGACAAUGAGAUUAUUCAUCAAUAAGAAGAGAGAUAGUCUUAACGGUAACCCGCUUCGAGUUGUAAGCUGGUUUGAAAAUCGAACGAAAUCAAUCAAACCGAACAAUAAUAUUUAUGGCUAGUUAAAAAACAGUUUCUAAAUGGUUUCUUUUUCCUCGAAAUUAAAAGCCUUUCUAACCAGCUUACAACUCCCAAGUGCUUCAUCUAAGGUAUUUGUAGUAGUCUGCGCGAUAAUCGGAAUUUUGUAUGAGUAUUACUAACCAAACAUCAAAAUUGCAAUAAACUUUCGGAAAAAAAGUAAAAAUUUCCCGGAAACACUAGGAGGUCGGUGAAAAUCUUCUUCAAGGGAUGAUGCAGAUGUGAGGCAAUGUGGACAUUAACUGAAUACUUUAUACUCUUCGUUCUCUGCUUUCGAAAAUUGAGAAAAUGCUUUCCGUAUUAUUAGAAGAAAUGGACGUACAGGAAGGAUUCGAGGACGACCGUGAGUCGUAAACGUGUGAAUGGGAGAACUUGUAUUCGGACAAACCGUAACGAGCGCGUGUGUAUAUUUAUGUAUUAUUUAGGAAUUUUAUUUAUAAUUUUAAGUGCUUGUCCUCGAUUCCCGAUUGUCAACCAAAUGCGGUCUUUCAAAUGGCACAAAUAAUUAUUAUAGUAACAAUAACGAUAAUAAUAAGGUCCGAAAUACCGCUUUGGGGCUUUUAUCUUUACAUACUCUUAUUAAUUUAUGACAUGUUUUUUUUUAAUAGAAGCGUGCUGUAA